Messenger RNA from Puntigrus tetrazona (Sumatra barb), 1593 nucleotides. RefSeq names its product ankyrin repeat, family A (RFXANK-like), 2 (gene ankra2). The coding region runs from base 202 to 1107 and encodes 301 amino acids. Gene Ontology annotation, molecular function: protein binding. NCBI's taxonomy places the organism in Eukaryota, Metazoa, Chordata, Actinopteri, Cypriniformes, Cyprinidae. The record is from RefSeq and is a predicted model, not a curated record. The transcript has 9 exons. Gene Ontology annotation, cellular component: nucleus. Gene Ontology annotation, biological process: regulation of gene expression.
CUCUGCCUUCGAAAAAACUUUAUUUACACUCUACCUCAAGAACAACCCGUCGUUUCAAAACAAACGAUAUCAAUAACUCGGUACAAAAAAAAAAGCUUCGUUCUGCAUGUGACCUAAACACCGUCCACUUACUGUAAGGGUCUGAUCCUAUUUAAAGGCUGUAGUAGCUUCUUUUGGAAGAUCACGGAUCCCAAGCGGCGAAUGGCAUCGGAGGAGAUGGAGGGUUUGUGCCCUUUACCAGAGGUGACGGGCAUCAAGGUGGAGCCGUCGGUCAGCAUUGGCUCAGGAGAAGAUGCCAACUCGCACAACGCCAUGGGCAUAAAGUUCAUACUACCCAACCGCUUCGACAUGAACGUGUGUUCGCGCUUUGUGAAGUCGCUGAACGAGGAAGACAGUAAAAACAUCCAGGACCAGGUGAACUCCGAUCUUGAGGUGGCCUCCGUGUUAUUUAAAGCGGAGUGUAAUAUCCAGACGUCUCCCUCACCUGGUAUUCAGGUUAGGCACGUUUACACGCCAUCAACCACCAAGCACUUCUCUCCAAUAAAGCAGUCCACCACGCUCACCAACAAACACCGUGGAAACGAGGUCUCAUCCACACCGCUGCUCGUCCACUCACUGUCUAUACAUCAGCUGGCAGCGCAAGGAGAGAUGGUGUUCUUAGCCAGUCGAAUAGAACAAGAGUCUGUGAUAAACCUGCAGGAUGAAGAGGGAUUCACCCCACUGAUGUGGGCGGCAGCUCACGGACAGAUCGCUGUGGUCGAGUUCCUGUUACAGAGUGGUGCGGAUCCUCUCCUCUUGGCCAAGGGAAGGGAAAGCGCACUGUCCCUGGCCUGCAGUAAAGGGUACACGGAUAUCGUCAGAAUGCUUAUCGACUGUGGAGUUGACGUUAACGAGUAUGAUUGGAAUGGCGGAGCACCGCUGCUCUAUGCGGUGCAUGGUAAUCACGUUCGCUGUGUGGAAAUCCUCUUAGAGAGUGGGGCCGACCCAACCAUGGAGUCAGACUCUGGCUUCAAUGCUAUGGAUAUGGCUGUGGCGAUGGGACACCGAAACGUCCAACAGGUAUUAGAGGGUCAUCUCCUGAAGCUUCUGCAAGGCAUCAAAGAAUAACCAUAGCAACAAGAAGAAUCUGAGUGAAUAUUUGAGUGUUGAUUAUGAUGAAGGGAAUGCCAUUUAACGUUUGCUGAAUACUUUAUAUGAAUUUUUUUUUUUUUAAAUCUAUCUUUAAAGAAGCCAAUGCACAGAGCAACAUGACAAUUGACGAGAUCAGAACUUCAGCGUUUUGAACCUACUGAUUUUUUUUUUUUUAUUCAAUGUGAAGUGUGUUAUUAGGUCACUGAUUUCUACCUAGUUACAAUGUGUAUUUGAAAAGAUAUUUAUUUUGCCAUUUAAAGCAAAAAAAAUAAGCUGUUUCACAUUAAACUUGACUGGCGUUAUGGUUUAUAAAUUAAGUAAAUCUAAAUCUGGGCACUUUAGAAUUAAUCACGUGGAAAAGAACAGGAUGAAAAAAAAUCAGUACCAGUUCAGCUGUCACACUUAUUGCCAUUUUGUCCAGUUGUGCUACAACACUGUAAAUAAACCUUAAUUUAUACUGAA